Messenger RNA from Metarhizium acridum CQMa 102, 237 nucleotides. RefSeq lists its product as uncharacterized. Lineage: Eukaryota; Fungi; Ascomycota; Sordariomycetes; Hypocreales; Clavicipitaceae. The record is from RefSeq and is a predicted model, not a curated record.
AUGGUCAAAGUUGAUGAUCAUAUCGGCGCCUUCUUUUCAGGCUAUCCUGACUUCGACUACGAGCCAACAAACGAAGUGUGGUCUGAGUAUCGUCGCCUAGUCAAGCAGUAUGGGUGGGAGCCCAAGAGCCGAGAAGAAAACGAAGCAAAUGGUGCUUUUCGAAUUGCAUUGGUGAAGCAAUUUGGAAGGAUAUAUGGGACCGACGAUAACAGGCUCGAGGUCCUUCAGCAGCUUUGA